This is a messenger RNA of Hevea brasiliensis (rubber tree), 3578 nucleotides long. Its product is annotated as pentatricopeptide repeat-containing protein At3g16010. Gene Ontology annotation, molecular function: protein binding. The transcript has 5 exons. The record is from RefSeq and is a predicted model, not a curated record. The coding region runs from base 937 to 2862 and encodes 641 amino acids. Lineage: Eukaryota; Viridiplantae; Streptophyta; Magnoliopsida; Malpighiales; Euphorbiaceae.
CUGCAAAACUAUAAAUAAAACCAAAAUUUUGUAAUCCAAACUAGGAAGGGGAGAGAGCCCAGUCUAGUUGGAGGAGAUGCCAUCCCUACCCCAGAAGGCAGAGGAAGCCCCCAGGAGCAACCUCAGCUAAAACGAGAAAAUCAAAAUUUCAAAAACUCUCAGAAAAUUUUCUCUUUCUAGAAGUUCUAGAGAGAGUUGAUUGUUGCAUAGAGGCUCUAUGUACAUUCUUAAUCAGUGAUUAAACAUAUUCUAAAUUUAUUCUCUUAUAUUCUAAAUCAGCCAUUAAACCUAUUCUUCUAUAUAGAAAAAUUACUGUCUUUGAAAAAAUAAAAACAUUUUUCUUUGCAAGGUUAACAAAGUCACAGAACCAAUCAACCAUAUCAUGAAGCGUAUAAAGGAUACAUAUUUUAUAAUUUGUUUGCUAAUAUUUUUAGCUUUUUAUUGAGCUUUUAGACGUGAUUAUAAAGCUUUUAAAAAAUAAAAUUUCAAUUAAAUUUAUGUUUAAAUUUUAUAAUUUUGAUCAAGUUAAUACCUCCCUUAAUUAGAAAAAGGGGCUGCAUGGGCCAAGUAAGAUAAAUAAGGGCUUCAAUUCCUACGGUGAGAAACGCAGCCUACAACUACUCUUCCACCUUUACGGAUUUACCUGUUCUGCUGAUCUGUUCCUCUUGCUGUUGGCUUUUGUUUCAGAAUUUCGCUCCCUCACAUGGCAUCAAGUCCUAGUGAUUGUGGGUUUUUGGAAAUAGUUCAACAACUCUGUUACCAGACCCAGGAGUAUUUUCAUUUUAAAGUUUCAAUCUUGCAAAAUUUCGGGGAAUUGCGUACAACGUUUGAUGGUCUUUGGUUCUCUCUGGUGGUGUCGGCAGGUGAUGUUAUAUUAGUCUUCUCGUGGAGUUGGUGAAGUGAUCUCGAUUUUUCUGUGCAAAGAGUUUUAGGAAAAUGGCAAAGAUGGUUGUGAAAUCCAUUGCUUCAAAGCGAUCAAUAUCAACUUGGACUCGUCUCUGUCAGAGAAUUAAGCAAACAGAAAAUGAAAUAGUCCAAAUGUUUCGGCUACCCAGUCUGAAGGUUGAGAAGCAAAACUUGCCCAUGCAUCCAAAGAUUUCGAGGAAGAACACUUCAGUUCGGAUAUUGGAUGAGAGAUUCAUAAGGAUUCUGAAGAUAUUCAAGUGGGGACCUGAUGCUGAAAAGGCAUUAGAGGUGCUAAAGCUGAAAGUUGAUCAUCGGUUGAUUCGUGAUGUUCUGAAGAUAGAUGUGGAGAUUAAUGUGAAAAUCCAGUUUUUCAAGUGGGCUGGGAAAAGGAGAAACUUUGAGCAUGACUCCACUACAUACAUGGCUUUAAUCCAUUGUUUGGAUGAAGCUAGAUUGUAUGGUGAAAUGUGGAAGACAAUCCAAGAUAUCGUUAGGAGUCCAUGCAUUAUGGGUCCUGCUGAUUUAUCUGAAGUUGUUAAAAUAUUAGGCAAUGCCAAGAUGGUGAACAAGGCACUAUCCAUAUUUUACCAGAUUAAAGGUCGCAAAUGCAAACCAACGGCAAGCACUUAUAACUCUAUGAUUUCGAUGUUGAUGCAAGAAGGCCACUAUGAGAAGGUCCAUGAACUUUACAAUGAGAUGUGUAAUGAAGGCAGUUGUUUUCCAGACACUAUAACAUAUAGUGCACUUAUUUCAGCUUUUGGGAAAUUGGGUCGAGAUGAUUAUGCAAUGAGGUUGUUUGAUGAGAUGAAAGAUAGUGGCCUACAUCCCACUGCUAAGAUUUAUACAACCUUGUUGGGAAUUUACUUUAAGUUAGAUAAGGUUGAGAAAGCUUUGGAUUUGAUCCAGGAGAUGAAAAAUAAGGGUUGCACCCCUACUGUCUUUACUUACACAGAGUGGAUUAAGGGCCUUGGAAAAGCUGGGAAGGCUGAUGAUGCUUACAGUGUGUUCUUGGAUAUGUUAAAGGAAGGCUGCAAGCCUGAUGUUGUGGUCAUUAACAAUUUGAUUAAUAUUCUGGGCAAAGUAGGUCGUUUGGAAGAUGCACGUAGGCUUUUUAACCAAAUGGGGGCUUGGCAGUGUAAACCAAACGCGGUAACUUAUAAUACUGUAAUUAAGGCUUUAUUUGAAUGCAAAGCUCCAGCUUCUGAGGCUGUUUCAUGGUUUGAGAAAAUGAAAGCAAACGGUGUUACUCCUAGCUCAUUUACUUACUCAAUUCUUAUUGAUGGCUUUUGCAAAACAAAUAGAGUUGAGAAAGCUUUAUUGCUUUUGGAAGAGAUGGAUGAAAAGGGUUUUCCUCCUUGUCCAGCUGCAUAUUGCAGCCUGAUAAACAGUCUUGGGAAGGCAAAACGAUAUGAAGCUGCAAAUGAGUUAUUUCUAGAGUUGAAAGAGAAUUGUGGAUGCACAAAUGCUCGUGUAUAUGCUGUAAUGAUCAAGCAUUUUGGGAAGUGUGGUCGUCUUACUGAUGCUGAAGGUCUUUUUAAUGAAAUGAAGAAACUUGGAUGCAAACCUGAUGUGUAUGCUUACAAUGCUCUCAUGUCGGGGCUGGUGAGAGCUGGCAUGAUAGAUGAAGCUCAUUCCUGGCUUAGAACCAUGGAAGAAAAUGGCUGCUCUCCAGACAUAAACUCUCAUAAUAUUAUCCUAAAUGGCUUGGCUAGGACAGCUGGCCCCAACCGGGUAAUUGAAAUGUUCACGAAGAUGAAACAUUCUAUGACCAAGCCAGAUGCAGUUUCUUACAACACUCUUCUUGGCUGUCUGAGCCGCGCUGGUAUGUUUGAGGAAGCUGCAAAGCUUAUGAAAGAGAUGAAUUCAAAUGGAUUUGAAUAUGAUCACAUCACUUAUUCAUCAAUUCUUGAGGCAGUUGGUAAGGUUGAUGAAGAUGAUGCACCUAAUGUUUUGUGAAAGGGACCUGGCAUCGUCAGAUUAGUUCCUUCAGGCCCAACUGCAAGGUAUGGUGCACUGUGCACAUUACUGUAAUGAAAAUUAAUAUCCCACUGCAAAGACACUGGCUAAUUUUAAUGCAUAAAGUGUUAAGGAGGCCCAUAAACUACAAGGAUGAUGCUCCCAAAAAAAAAAAAAAAAAAAAAAAAAAACUAGAAAGGAUGAUGUGAUGAUCAGCAUUCUUUUGAACAACCAAGCACCUAUAUGAAAUCGCAAGAAUUUUGGUUGAAGGUUGAAGUAGCACAGAACCUUUUUCUGUGGUUUAUUGGAUUUGUCCGGACUUGAUGAACACAUGAAGCCAAACCAGUAGAACUUUUAAUCCUUCAUAUGACUGGGAAACUGUGGAGUCUAUCUCUGCAAGAUUGAUGUCAUGGCUUUUUCCAACUUCAAAAGUGUACCAGACACUGGAAUGGAAAUCCUAGUUCAACUUCAUUCGACAUUGAACUGAAUAUAAAGACUGCUGUGCUGUAUCCAAAGUGGCGAUAAUGUGCAUAAUCUAACUUUCUGAGACCCCCCAUUGACGCAAUUCAUUAUUCUGGGUUUCAAGUUAAUGUAAGUGGGGAAAUGUAUCACGAGAAACUAACAUUAUAAGUUACAAUGUGUAUCAAGGAAAUUGCAGGAUGUGAAGCAGAAACAUAUACAACAAAUGUAAGCACAGUAUUCCUAUUUGGUUAUAA